Molecule: messenger RNA, 2627 nt
Organism: Oryzias melastigma (Indian medaka)
Lineage: Eukaryota; Metazoa; Chordata; Actinopteri; Beloniformes; Adrianichthyidae
Gene: tmigd1
Product: transmembrane and immunoglobulin domain containing 1
Exons: 6
Coding region: 1349-2104 (251 amino acids)
Source: RefSeq, a predicted model, not a curated record
UGUGUAACUCUAACCCUGUGGGUCAGUGCGGCCAAGAAUAAGAUACUGACCACAUAGAUUUAGAAAAUUAUGGCCUGACAUUCACUUAAAAAUAUUAUAAAUAAUAAUAAAAAGCACUCUCAGAGGAUCAUCUCACUCAAAGCUGCAACGCUGUUUGUUUACAACGGAACCUAAUACUUGUUCUAUGUCGUUUCUGGUAAGAAGGCUGUAAAGCUCUAUAAAAGUAUACGUCACUUACAAUAUACUUUCGCCAGAAAGGGUCUAAAUAAAACAACAGAUUCAAGACAAAAAUGUGCACAGAUAUUUUCCUGAAGCAAGUUGAUGUCUAACCGUCACUACUUCCAGUACUUAAAAAAGCUUUAUUAUAGUUUCUAUAAGAAUACAUGCACUCUUUUUUUUAAUAAAAGUUUUGACAUAAAGCAUUAGUUUUUCUGUUUAAAAAAGAAAAAAAAGAAAAUGGCUGGUCUAUAAAGUAACAUAAGCAAAUUAAUGAUUAAUGAUUAGCUGUGACUGGGGCUGACUCUGUUCUUCAGCAGCAGGAAAGUGUUGUCUUGCUGUGCUCAAGUGAUUUAGGUUUGCUGCAGUCCACUCUUAAAAUCAUGGAAGAACAGGUAUGUUGGCAUGGCUACACAUUUAUUCACUCUUGUAUUAAACUCAGGCAAAGAUGUUGUUCCAAAUAAAAUUAUUGGCGUCAAAAAAUGAAUAGAAAAUACACUCCCUCCUCUCUACCUGUUUAGAGUCACGGAAUCUUGAGUAAUAUUGGCAAAAAGAUACAAAACUAAAGCAUGUUUUGCAUAAUUUUUUCCAUAAAAAUGUGCAUAAAUAGCUUUAACUCUUAUAAUGAAAUAGACAUUUAAAAGCUUUAAAAAAUAGUUUCAUCUUAAAUAUUUAUGGAUAAUGAAAGUAUGACUAGAUUGCUUUAUGAGCCUGUUUUAAAGUGUUUUCAAUUCACACACAUGUGAGAAUUUUCCGCCGUGUGCCAAACGUGUUUCUGCACGUCCCCACCCAAUGAGUUUUAGGACCACUGUGAUGUUUAUUGCCUAUAAAAGGUUUCUUGUGUUUGCAAACUUUAAGACGAGGAUAAUAAAAAAAUAACCAUUUCAAAAAAGGAAAUAAAAGAUCUAGAGUGGAGAGACCGAAAGGGCGUUGACAGGAACAAAAAUGUUGAGAUUAUGAGAAGCCUAAUUAAAAGGAGGGAGGUUCUGAAUGCGUCCUUAGAGGAAUAUAAGAGAUACUGAAGAUAUUAGGCUACCCUUCAGACGCUCGUAUUCACACAGAGAGCAGAGAGGAGGAGAAAAGAGAGAAGCGAGGGGACGGAUGCUGCAGGUUUAUUCAAAAAAAGGCUAAGAUGAAGUACUUUUUUAGAGUUCCUCUGCAUCUUUUGCUUCUCCUUGCAUCCCAAACAUGCGACGGUGUAAUGAUCAAGUCCACUCCACCAGUCAAUGCUGAGGGUUUCAUUCGGGCAAGUCCUGACGAUACGGUGUCGCUAAUUUGUGAGAUUCCUGACAUCAAUCUGAAGGAAGAGGAGCUGAAGUGGCAGAGGAACGGCGCGGCAGUCAGCCUGAAUGACCAAAACAAGAAAACCGGCAGCGCUCUGUGCAUCACACCCGUCAUCCCUGAAGAUCAUGCAGCCACUUUCACCUGCUCUUUGGCAAAAAACUCAACAGAUUCAGCCUCAGUCACCCUGGAAGUCUUAUAUCCUCCACAGCUCUCUGGAUCCGAGAACAUUACCAUAGAAGAACAGGAAGACCUGGUCCUAGUGUGUGACAUGAAGGCCAAUCCACUGAUCACAUACGUGACGUGGACACUGAAUGAGAGCACGGUAGAUCUAAUAGCAGGUGGUUUCACUGUAACCAAUGAUGGCCGGACCAGCAGGCUGCAGGUCAACAACGUGGAGCAGAGUUUGCAUGAUGGAGUCUAUCAGUGCAAUGCCUCCUCCUCCGCGUUUCCAAACAAAACUAAGACCUUUUAUGUCAAUGUGACAGACAGGACCAUAAAGUUUCCGUUGGUGCCUUUGAUAGCCGGAGUCGUGGUCGUCUUUGUGACUUCAAUUCUCGCCGUAGUCUCACGGUGGAGGAAAAUAGUAAAGUGUUGCAAGAAAUAAAAGAUUUACCCCCCAUGAGGCAGGACGCGAUGACCUCACCACUCGAUUCUGUAUAGAAACCUGUAAUUAUCUGUUUAUGGAGCUUUAUUAUUUAAUUCAUUUUCUAUAUUUUACUUAUUUAAAGAAAUGAUUUUUGAGCUUGUAAAGUUGCAGCAUUGAAGCAUUAGCAUAAAUAUGAAAGUGACUGGAGCUAAAAGUUUCACUCAGAAUGUAUACAAACAAAAAACUCUCAGAAACAAAAAAAUAAUUUGACUUUAUUUCCAGGUGAUUUUAUCAUCUUGGUUAAACCGAGACUAAAAUAAUAUUUCAGUUGAUGCUAAAUGGUAACUUUCAAAGGUUUUUCUUGACAAUGUGAAGCACUCUCUUUUGUUUGAUUGAUUAAUUGGUUGGAUUAUUGAUUUAUAUUGACAAUGUGACAGAUGUAUGGAAACUCAGCUGAUCUUUUAUUGUAUAAAUGUACAUUUUAAGGCAUUUCAAUUGUUGUAAACAUACUUAGGAAAAAAUAAAAGUCACAAUAACACUC